Molecule: messenger RNA, 1484 nt
Organism: Pecten maximus
Lineage: Eukaryota; Metazoa; Mollusca; Bivalvia; Pectinida; Pectinidae
Exons: 10
Coding region: 116-1255 (379 amino acids)
Molecular function (GO): signaling receptor activity
Source: RefSeq, a predicted model, not a curated record
UACUUGCCGUGUGGAAUACUGAGUGACACAGGGUUAUGCCUUAUCUUGCGGACGCCCUUCGCCUAACUACAGGAAGUUUGAUGUUAGACCUUGGGCCACUCUUCAGUCUAUCAUCAUGGGAUUCAUUAUAAACUUUGGCGCCUUUAUUAGCCUUACUGUCAUAUUCAGGGGAGCGGACGCCUUGAAAUGUUUUACCUGUGAUAGAAUGGCCUACCCAAGAGACUGUCCAUAUAUCGCCGAGUGUGGUCCCCACGAGGAAUGUUAUUUACGAAAAUAUGAGACGGUUGACGGACAUGAAUUCUUCAAAUCUGGUUGCCGUGAUAGACUUAUGUGUAGUGCACUAGGUAAACGUGACGUCAUGUCGGCAGCAGGGAAACGCUCUAACCUGGGACAGGAGAUCCUCGUUUGUCAAGAGUGUUGUGACACUGAUCACUGUAACUAUGGCGGAUGUGGAGAACCGGGUUUCCCUCCACGAGGAUCCAGAGGACCAAUAUGUUAUACCUGUAAGCAACAACAAACGGAUUCCUCGUGUAACGAGGUCGCUGUAUGUGGGCGGGACCAGGCUUGCUUCGUUCAGGUAGCUUAUGACGUCAUUUAUGAUCAUGUUUACAACAGCUACUGCGGGACAGUUGAUCUUUGUAACAGGAUUUCCAUGGUAGGACGGAAGCGAUCCUUACCCGUUCAUUGUUGUACCGACGAUUUAUGCAUUUCCGGUUUCAAUUCGACGCAUGCACAAACUAAAGCUCCAGUAACUACACCAGUUGCUACGCCUGCUGCAACUGUUGCCCCAGUAACCACUGCGGCUCCCGCACCGACAAACGCAUCUGCUCCCCGAUGCCCACCUAUAACCUCACAGUUCCGGAACUCAUGUUAUUACUUCUCAACGGAAGUUAAAUAUUGGAGUCAAGGCCAGCAAAUAUGUAUAGCAAGGGGAGGUAACCUAGCGGCUAUUGAUGAUCAGGAUGAAAACGACUUUAUAAUUAGUCAACUUAAACAGAAGUUGGCCAAUGGAGAAAUACCAGGUACGAUAUGGGGAUACUACUUCGGAGCACACAUUGUGAAUGGUCACUGGGUGAAGCCAGAUGGGACUAGUUUGACCUUCACGAACUGGGGACACGGUGAGCCUGACCUACCCUCGUCACAGCCGUAUGGUCUUAUCUUCCUACCCGGCCAGUAUGUUGGCGGAUACCUGUGGGGUAGCAAUGCUGAUAUUGAUGGCGUCGAACGUUAUAUCUGUGAAAUUAAACUACACUGAUAUUGAUGGCGUCGCACGUUAUAUCUGUGAAAUUAAACUACACUGAUAUUGAUGGCGUCGCACGUUAUAUCUGUGAAAUUAAGCUACACUGAUAUUGAUGGCGUCGAACGUUAUAUCUGUGAAAUUAAGCUACACUGAUAUUGAUGGCGUCGAACGUUAUAUCUGUGAAAUUAAACUACACUGAUAUUAUUGGUAAUUAGUUUUAUAAUAAACAUGUAUAGAUAUGACA